Molecule: messenger RNA, 561 nt
Organism: Lichtheimia ornata
Lineage: Eukaryota; Fungi; Mucoromycota; Mucoromycetes; Mucorales; Lichtheimiaceae
Product: peptide-methionine (S)-S-oxide reductase
Exons: 5
Coding region: 1-561 (186 amino acids)
Molecular function (GO): peptide-methionine (S)-S-oxide reductase activity
Source: RefSeq, a predicted model, not a curated record
AUGCUUUCUCGAACCUUUCAACUUGCUUCUCACUUGGCUCGACCUUAUUCUUCUACCACAGCUAUGACUGAAAAAGCUACGUUUGCUGCUGGCUGCUUCUGGGGUGUUGAGCAUCUCUACAAGAAACACUUUGGCAAGGAUGGUAUCACCACGAGAGUAGGCUAUACAGGUGGCGAGGUCGAUAAUCCAACCUACCGUCAAGUUUGUUCCGGGGAUACGAAUCAUGCAGAAGCAUUGGAGGUGACGUUUGAUCCCAAGCGUGUAUCCUAUGCAAGCCUUGUUGAAUUCUUUUACCGAAUGCAUGAUGCAAGUAUGCUCAACUAUCAAGGACCCGACGUUGGUACUCAAUAUCGUUCGGCUAUCUUUUACCAUUCGCCUGAACAAAAACAAGUUGCCGAGGAGGUGACACAACAAGUCCAAGAGAAGCAUUACAAGGGUAAAAAGAUUGUCACCCAAAUUGUCCCUGCUGUUCGCUUUUACGAUGCCGAAGAAUAUCAUCAGCUCUACCUGGAAAGAAACCCAAGUGGAUAUGAGUGCCCAACCCAUUUCUUGCGAUGGUAA